This is a messenger RNA of Dalotia coriaria, 412 nucleotides long. RefSeq lists its product as uncharacterized. The transcript has 8 exons. Lineage: Eukaryota; Metazoa; Arthropoda; Insecta; Coleoptera; Staphylinidae. The record is from RefSeq and is a predicted model, not a curated record. Bases 29 to 310 code for a protein of 93 amino acids.
UUUCACCAAAUUGUAGCGGGCGAACGCCAUGCCGGAGGACAACCGUUCUUUCACCAAAUUCGGGCGAACGCCAUGCCGGAGGACAACCGUUCUUUCACCAAAUUGUAGCGGGCGAACGCCAUGCCGGAGGACAACCGUUCUUUCACCAAAUUGCUAUAGCGGGCGAACGCCAUGCCGGAGGACAACCGUUCUUUCACCAAAUUGUAGCGGGCGAACGCCAUGCCGGAGGACAACCGUUCUUUCACCAAAUUGUAGCGGGCGAACGCCAUGCCGGAGGACAACCGUUCUUUCACCAAAUUGUAGGCUAUAGCGGGCGAACGCCAUGCCGGAGGACAACCGUUCUUUCACCAAAUUGUAGGUAUUGAAAUUCUUUAUUAUUUUCAUAUAUAAUUUGUUGGUUUAUCCCUCGGGA